Gigantopelta aegis is the source of this 3708-nucleotide messenger RNA. Its product is annotated as transcription intermediary factor 1-alpha-like. Bases 548 to 2662 code for a protein of 704 amino acids. The transcript is spliced from 4 exons. Lineage: Eukaryota; Metazoa; Mollusca; Gastropoda; Neomphalida; Peltospiridae. The record is from RefSeq and is a predicted model, not a curated record. Gene Ontology annotation, molecular function: zinc ion binding.
UCUGUGUGGUCCUUAACCAUAUGUCUGACGCCAUAUAACCGUAAAUAAAAUGUGUUGAGUGCGUCGUUAAAUAAAACAUUUCUUUCUUUUGUUGCUAUUUUACCAAUAUUUGACCUAUGCUAUGGAUAGCGAAGUGAAGUUUUCUACUGGGAUGUAUGCGGUCAUUGGAACUGAUUGAAUGCUGGGACGCUUCUCGUUUCGACAGUUUGCACCACCAGGUUGGAUUCUUUUUUAGCGAGAUUCCUUGCCUCCACGUCAUUUCUUCGUUUAACUAUGUUGACUUAUUUUUUCCGUGACUCGUAUGACGGCCAUUCUGCAGAACGCCACGAUUGUUCGCGUUUAGUCUCUACAUGUCCGAGCCUGUGCUAGCAGCACUGGAAGAGUGACCGCCCCACUCUAAGAAGAAAUAGGAAGCGGGGUGAAAUCGAAGAAGUUAGACAUUCCUAACAACCUUUACUAGAUAACCAAACUCACUCUCAGAUAGCCGGCGAUAGACACGUGGCGUAAUAAUCUAUAUCAUUCAAGUGUUUAACCUACCAAGUGCACGAUGGCUCAAAAAGGUGUUAUUCCAAUUCUGGAAAUCCAAGAUGGGUUCAUCACAUGUGAUAUUUGCAUGGAAUAUUUCAAUGAUGAUGAUAAAUCUCCUCGUGUCCUUCCUUGUCGGCAUACAUUUUGCUGUCGAUGUCUGCAGUCGAUUUGGGAAAAUUCACCUGCUGGAGUAAGAUGUCCAAAUUGUCGACAUAUUUGGCCUGUUCAAAAUAACAUACUAGGAACAUUUCCACAAAACAUGGUUUUGAGAAAUUUAGUUGAAUAUCUUACAAUGAAAAACAAUCUGGAAGACAUUAUGUGCCACAUGUGCUCGGACAGUACCAUGGCAACAGUACGUUGCCUGGACUGUCUGGAAAAUAUGUGCGAUAGGUGCACAACAUGCCAUAAGAAAGUUGCAGUGUCGAAGCUUCACAAGACUGUUCUAAUUGCAGAAUAUAUGAACAUGCCUCAACAAGAAUUUUUCCAAGAGACAGAUUUAUGUAACGCUCAUCAGAACUUGAAGUUGGACCUUUUCUGUAGGGCAUGUUCAGUCGUUGUAUGUUCAUCGUGCGCUCUUAUCUCCCAUAGAGAUCAUGAUAUACUAGACCUCAAAGAUGUCUACCGAGCAAAGAAAGAUCAAGUCAGUGCAGUUUUAGGCGAUUUAGAAAGGUUGAAGGACACAUCAGAAGGUUACAAAUGCAAGCUUGUUGAACAGAAUGAAGCACUAAGUGUUACGGAAAAACGAUGUUUGCAAGAUAUCGAUGAUUCAUAUGAAAAAUGCAUCACAAUGCUGUCUGAGAGAAGACAACAAUUAAAAGAACAAGUUAUUUCUAACGUGGCCAAACAACAGGCUGUCAGAAAUGAGAAAUUGGAGACGCUGACUCUGUCGAAUGACAGAAAACAACAACAUUCUCUUUACUGUCAACAAGCGAUGUCCUACGCUCGAGCUGUUCAGUUCAUAGAAAUGUCUGAGGAUCUGGAGAAGGAAACCAGGAGGCUACUAGAAAUACCCCAACUGUUGGAUAUGACGAUGGAGGAGGUGGACGUAGAUCUAGAAACCUUUGAUCAGGUUUGUAAAAUAGUGGAGAAACCUGCAAUGGUGGUUGAUAUGUCACAGAUAAAACCGUGUUUAGAGGUAAUGGAUGCCAAGACAAUCGAAAAUUCCAAUGUGAUAAACGUUACAUUGCUAUCAAAGGUAACUGAACUGGGGGAUCAACAGAACGUGUUACAAGCUACUAUUCAACCACCCAUCGAAAGGAAGCAUGAAGUACAAUUAAAUGCUAACACUAUUCCAUUGGGUGUGGGACGUUUUACGUACACACCAACGUGUACUGGACCUCACAGGUGUUUCAUCAGUCUCAGUGGACACCAGCUGAUUAAUGAUGGAAUUGUAUUUCACAGCAGAGACAAGGAUGAGGAUGUGAUGAAAAAAAUCCUCUUCAGUGCUGAUAAUCAGUCAGGGCAAUACAGAGAACUUAUUUUACCAACUGUAGAGUUUGACCGGGAGAAGACGAACAGGAAGACAUGUAGUAUUAACGAAUCUGGAAUUCUGGUAAACAACAUUUCAGCAACAUCAACUUCUGACCAGACUUCCGGCCUGCAACGUUUCUCUGGAGUAACUGCCAGAACGUGUAUUCCACGACGAGGAAUAUAUUACUGGGAGACGGAAGUGGACUGUAAGGUACUAGGAUCGGCAGAAUUAGACUACGUGGUAGCAGUAGUCGCUGUUUGUAUGGACGAACACUGUGACGAUGCAGAAGAGAUUUUUAUCAACAAACAUGCUUGGGGUGUCUUUGUGGCCAGCUGUAGAUCUCACAACUGUCUCUGUUUAUGUGUUGCGUCACGUGGAAAGGUGCUGUAUCACAGUCCUGUGACAGGUUUUAAACACGACACACGACUCACUGUCACACUCGGGCUGUUAGUAGACUCAGACAACGCUACUCUCCACAUUAUCCGUGUUGACGACAACACAGUUUUACACUCAAUCCCAAACAUCGACGUGUCACGGCCGCUGAUGCCCAUGUUUCGCGUUGGCAGGCCUCGAUAUUUCGAUGUUAACGUGAAAAUAGCAUCUGGCUCAGAUCUCUCACUAAACCGUGAACUGUUGGUCCUACUCUCGAGUUUAAUUAAAUAAGUCAAAAUGGGAGUAAGUCAUCCAAAUAGUUAAAGUUAAAGUUUGUUUUGUUUAACGACGCCACUAGAGCACAUUGAUUAAUUAAUCAUCGGCUAUUGGAUGUCAAACAUACGUAGUCAGUCGUAGGAACAUCAUGUGUUGACGUUUAAUCGAGGUCGCUCUUUUAUCUAGCGAACUGGUCUCAGUAGUCUAGUGGUUAGGGCAUCGAGUUUAAGGCUGGUAGAUACCUGAAUCAUAUAGCAAAAUAUUUAAUUUGAAAGAAAGAAGAAUUAACUUUGGCGUCGGAGGCUGGGGACCAGAAUGGUAGUGAUGUCCAAACUCUAAAGUCUAUGCAAUGGAUGUAGUAACGCGCCUGUAAGUCUAAAACAGGUGUUUAAGCAUAGUAAAUGGAUGUAGUUACGCGCCUGUAAGUCUAAAACAGGUGUUUACGCUAUGUAAAUGUAUGUAGUUACGCGCCUGUAAGUCUGAAACAGGUGUUUAAGCUAUGUAAAUGUAUGUAGUUACGCGCCUGUAAGUCUGAAACAGGUGUUUAAGCAUAGUAAAUGGAUGUAGUUACACGCAUGUAAGUCUGACACAGGUGUUUAAGCUAUGUAAAUGGAUGUAGUUACGUGCCUGUAAGUCUAAAACAGGUGUUUAAGCUAUGUAAAUGGAAGUAGUUACGCGCCUGUAAGACAUAAACAGGUGUUUAAGCUAUGUAAAUGGAUGUAGUUACGCGCCUGUAAGACAUAAACAGGUGUUUAAGCUAUGUAAAUGGAUGUAGUUACGCGCCUGUAAGACAUAAACAGGUGUUUAAGCUAUGUAAAUGGAUGUAGUUACGCGCCUGUAAGACAUAAACAGGUGUUUAAGCUAUGUAAAUGGAUGUAGUUACUCGCCUGUAAGACAUAAACAGGUGUUUAAGCUAUGUAAAUGGAUGUAGUUACGCGCCUGUAAGUCUAAAACAGGUGUUUAAGCAUAGUAAAUGGAUGUAGUUACGCACCUGUAAGUCUAAAACAGGUGUUUAAGCAUAGUAAAUGGAUGUAGUUACGCGCCUGUAAGUCUAAAACAGG